AUGACAGCCAGGCCACCCGAGUACGACGACACGACCAGUAGCUGGAGGACUUACCGUGUCCGUUUGGAGGCCUUUUUUGAGGGCCAUGGCAUCACGGAUCCAGGAAAACGGCGUGCGCUUCUGGUAUCGGCACUAAGUGACAGUGUUGUUCGCGUGCUUCAGGGGCAGUGCCAGUCAGAAUCUGUGAACAGCCUUAGCUAUGACGCCGUCGUACAGCUGCUGGACAACCACUUCGAUCCACAAGCUAAUGAGAUUGCAGCGAGCUACGCUUUUUUCAUGCGGAAUCAAGCAGAAGGCGAAAAGGUACGGGACUAUAUCACUGACCUGAGACGUCUCGCAAAGGAUUGCAAUUUCGAGAAGUUUUUGGACCGCAUGUUGCGGGAUCGGAUUGUCUGCGGAAUCCGUGACGAACAAGCUCGACGACACAUGUCGCAAAGGAAGUUGAAUUUGGCUGAGGCAGAGGCUUUUGCUCUAGCGGCAGAAACAGCGGAAACGAAUGUGCGGGCUAUGCAAGAGAGGAGCUUCAACGACAACGGUGUCGCCAAUUUUGUACAGAGGCACAGGAUGAAUCCGCAGAAAUCCGGACAAGGGUAUGCAUCCAUGACCGAGUCUACUCAAUGCUGGAGAUGUGGCUCGAACCAUGCUUCGGAAAUGUGCAGGCACAAGAAAGCGACCUGCCACAAGUGCGGCAGGAAGGGACACCUGGCGAGAAGGUGCUCCAGCGGUCGCGGUAACCCCUCGGGAACUUACGCUGUGAAGGCGCUAGACGGCAGUGAAGAAGAAAUGCUCUACGCUUUGGUGGCUCACAGCUACAGUAGCAACGAAUUCGUUCGGCCAUUCGAAAGGGAUUUCAUCUGGGAGGGCCGGAAACUGCGCAUGCUGGUGGAUACGGGGUCCACUAUCAGCGUAAUUCCAAAGAGGGUAUUCGAGAAACACCGUGAACUGUGGCCGACACUGGAGAAGACUUCACUACGCCUGACGUGCUUCCUGGGGCCGCUGCCGGUCCUUGGCCGAGUGGCCAUGAAAGUCAAAUGCGGUAACACGGAAGUGGAGAGCUCGCUAGUUGUAGUGGAUUGCGAUGGGCCUCUGCUGUGCGGCCGGAACACCAUCCAAGCCUUCCGGAAUGCUGGCAUGGCGCUACUGGAAGAAUGUGCGCCGGACAAGGUAAAUGUGGUUCGAUGUGACGCAGCCACGGCGCAAAUGGUGGCGGAAUUUCCAGAAAUUUUCGAGAGGUUGGGUUGUUGCGAGGGGCCGCCUGUGAAGCUACACAAAAAAGAGGCUGCUGUACCACGCUUUUGUAAGGCUCGACCAGUGCCAUUUGCGCUUCGGGAUAAGGUGUCGGCAGAAAUCGACCGCCAAGUACAGGAAGGAGUGCUUUCACCAGUGCGAGUUUCAGAGUGGGCUACGCCCGUCGUGCCCGUAGUGAAACGUAACGGAGAUAUCAGGCUGUGCGGGGACUUCAAAUUGACCGUGAAUCCGGCAACACAUUUGGAACAAUACCCGUUGCCGAAAAUUGAGGACAUAUUCGCAUCUCUGUAUGGGGGAGAGGUGUUCACCACUUUGGAUUUGCGGCACGCAUAUAAUCAACUUCCACUGGACGACGAGGCACGAAAAAUGGCUGUGUUGAACACACACAAGGGGUUGUUUGCAUACAACAGCCUCGCUUUCGGCAUCGCAUCUGCUCCGGCUUUGUUCCAGCGCCGCCUCGAGUCCAUUCUGCAAGGCCUGCCUCGCGUCAAGGUAUACUUGGAUGACAUCAUCAUAGCCGAAAAGCAGAACGACGACUCCACUCUGCGGCGAGUCUUUGAGCGGCUACGGGACAAUGGCCUCAAGUUGAACCUUGACAAAUGCAGGUUCCGCGAGAAGCAAGUAUCGUUCUUGGGCCACAAGAUCGACGCAACGGGUCUCCACCCCCCCCCCCCCCGACAAUAUGGAAGCCAUCACCGCUGCACCAAGACCAGAGACGAAGUUCCGUCUCCUUGGCCGACGAGCAACAAACCAUGGUACAGGUUGCACAUGGAUUUUGCGGGCCCCAUCAAUGGCUACCAAGUUUUUGUGCUGGUGGACGCCGAGACUAAAUGGAUUGAGGCCAUACCUUUGAAGACCGCCACGGCGGAGGCCACCAUUCACGUACUUCAAGCAAGCCCAUCCAAGUCAACGACGAAGCUCAGUGUACUUCCAAGGAGGCAGACGCUCGUGAAGAUACGGGCGUACGAGAAGUCAACUCUCAAGCCGAAGACCAACAACCACUACGGCGUUCGACUCGCCAGCGGAAACGACCGGAUCGUCUCGCUUACUCUAGCUUAG
Molecule: messenger RNA, 2307 nt
Organism: Rhipicephalus sanguineus (brown dog tick)
Lineage: Eukaryota; Metazoa; Arthropoda; Arachnida; Ixodida; Ixodidae
Exons: 3
Coding region: 1-2307 (768 amino acids)
Biological process (GO): proteolysis
Molecular function (GO): nucleic acid binding; zinc ion binding; aspartic-type endopeptidase activity
Source: RefSeq, a predicted model, not a curated record